GCACCUCGAGAGUGCCCGCUGGCGCAGCGCCUCUACACACGAAGAAACCACGCCCGGGCUGCAGCGCUGACCAAUCGCAAGCAUGGCCUGCCGGCCCGCCAAUGAGUUCGAGGCCCGCGAUCUCCCUUCCGGGGGCUGCUUCGCAAAGCAGAGUUGCCGCUGCGCCGUCUCGGCGCUUGCGAGGCCCGGGCAUGUCUGGCGUCUUCCAAUCCCGAAGCGCUCAGGACGCCUCCAGGCGCGGAGGAGAGGCGCGGAUCGGGGAGGAGCAGCUGCAGCGAUGGGGGCUGAAAGGCAUUUGUUUGCGUUCCUAUCAGCUGGAAGGCGUCAACUGGCUGUUGCGCUGCUACGGGGCUCAGCACGGCUGCAUCCUGGGGGACGAAAUGGGCCUUGGAAAGACAUGCCAGACUAUUUCUCUGCUUGUCGUGAUAAGCGGGAAGCUUAAAAAGAGGCCUUUUUUGAUCCUUUGCCCUCUUUCUGUGCUAAACAACUGGAAGGAAGAAUUGGAAAAAUUUUCUCCUGGCCUUUCCUUUGUGGCAUACGCAGGGGAUAAGGAAGAACGGGCAAAGCUCCAGGAGGACUUGAGGUCCUGUCACAGUUUCCACAUUCUGCUGACUACUUAUGAGCUGUGCCUCAGAGAUGCAGCAUUUCUAAAAGGUUUUAACUGGGCGUGCCUUGUGGUGGAUGAGGCCCACCGGCUGAAGAAUCAGGAGUCGUUGCUUCAUAAAAUGCUUUCUAAGUUUUCAGUGGAUUUCCGCCUCCUGCUGACAGGGACUCCAAUUCAGAACAACCUUCAAGAGUUAUAUGCCCUGCUUACUUUUAUUGAACCAGACACAUUUCCUGAAGCACAAGCAGAAGAAUUUGUUCGCUGUUAUCAUAGAAUUGAAAAGGAAAGCAAAACAGCCACAGAACUCCGCAGCCUUUUGCAGCCAUUCUUGCUCCGGAGGGUGAAGGCGGAGGUGGCUGCUGAACUCCCGAAGAAGGUGGAGGUUGUGUUGUACCAUGGCAUGUCGACUCUCCAGAGGAAGAUUUAUAAGGCAAUUUUGAUGAAAGACUUGGAUGCAUUUGAAAAUGACACCGGGAAGAAAGUGAAGUUCCAGAAUAUCUUGAUUCAGCUCCGGAAGUGCGUCGCCCACCCUUAUUUAUUCGAUGGGGUUGAACCAGAGCCCUUCGUUGUUGGGAAUCAUCUCGUUGACGUCAGUGGAAAACUGAGCUUAUUGGACAAGCUUCUCUCCUUCCUGCAUACGGGUGGCCAUCGCGUGCUACUGUUUUCCCAGAUGACUCAAAUGCUGGAUAUUCUACAGGACUAUAUGGACUAUAGAGGGUACAGCUACGAGCGCCUGGAUGGGUCUGUCCGUGGAGAAGAGAGGCAUCUUGCCAUUAAGAACUUUGGAACACAACCCAUUUUUGUCUUCCUUCUGAGCACCCGGGCAGGUGGAGUUGGCAUGAAUCUAACUGCAGCAGACACUGUUGUUUUUGUGGACAGCGACUUUAACCCACAGAAUGACUUGCAGGCAUCAGCAAGAGCCCACAGGAUUGGCCAGAACAAGCCUGUAAAAAUAAUCCGUUUGAUCGGAAGAGACACGGUAGAAGAAAUAAUCUUCCGGCGGGCUACAUCAAAGCUGCAGCUCACCAGUGCCGUCAUCGAAGGGGGCCAGUUUGCACUUGGAGCCCAGAAGUCCCAGGGGGCAGCCGAGGAUCAGCUGAGUGAAAUCCUGAAAUUUGGUUUGGACCAGCUGUUGUCCUUGGACGGAAGCCCUGUCUGUGAUGUGGACCUGGAGCAUGUCCUUGGGGAAACGAGAGAAGGAGAGUGGGUAAUGGAUCCGGUGCUGCUGCCGACAGAGGACAACGAAGACCAACAUGCAGAAAGCCACAUGUACCUGUAUGAAGGCAAAGACUACUCCAAGGACCCCAGCCGAGAAGAUCAGAAGGCCUUUCAACACUUGCUAGAGCUGCAGAAAGUUCUCCCUGAAGAGACCAGUCGAGAAGGAAGAGCUCUCAGAAACAAAGCAAAUGUUCUUGUCACGAGCGUUCCAGCAGGGACCUGUAAGAAAAGGCGUAAAUUGAGUCCAGAAGAGCUCGAAACUCGGCGUAGAAAACUGCAGGAGGCGGCAGCGAAGAAGGCCCGGCUGAAGGAAGAGAAGAGACAAAAGAAGGCAGAAGCUGAACACCAGAAGAAAGUGGCUUGGUGGGAAGCAAAUCAAUACAGAUCUUGCUGUCUUGCAUCAGAAGAGAGCAGCGAGGAGGAAGACGAUGGAGGGAGGCUGGAUGUGGACUUGGACUACGAAGACCCAGACCUGAGCGCCAUUCAGUACGUCAUGGGUGAUGUCACCCACCCCAGAGCCGGAGAAGAGGACGCCAUCAUUGUGCACUGUGUGGAUGACUCCGGCCGUUGGGGAAGAGGAGGCUUAUUUACGGCUCUGGCAAAUCGUUCCGACCAGCCGAGGAAAGUGUAUGAGCUUGCUGGAAAGAUGGAUGACUUGACAUUGGGAGGAACUCUUUUAUUCCCUAUUGAUGACAAAGAAUCAAGAAACAAAGGCCAAGAUUUGUUGGCUCUUGUCGUAGCCCAGCACCGCGACUGUUCUAACAAUUUAUCUGGAAUUAAGCUCCCUGCUUUGGAAACGGGAUUAAAGAAACUGUAUCGGGAAGCCAAGAAAAGAGCUGCAAGUGUCCACCUUCCUCGUAUUGGAUAUGCCACCAAAGGCUUCAACUGGUAUGGGACGGAGCGUCUCAUUCGAAAAUACUUGGCAAGAAGAAGAAUCCCCACCUUCAUCUACUACUUCCCUCGGAAUAAAGCUUCAGCGUCUUCGCAAGCCGUUGCAUCGUCCACACCAAAUUCACAGCCCUGAGGAGGAUCCCAGCAGCUCUGCGGAAACAGCCACUCUGAGUGCACAUGGGCCCUUCCUGCUUGGUCUGAAUAACAGCCUCUUUUCUUGCGGCUUUUGUGAAUUGUUAAAAUGAAAUCAAGGCCUGGUCUAUAUGUUUCCAGCGUGGAGCUUUCCUAUUGGAGUCAUCAGGACUUCAGCCCAAGUUCCCUUGUUAGAACAGAAGCUGCAGUUUUGUACAACUGCCGCUUGAUGCUGUUCUCCUCUUGUGAAGCAAAACAGGAAAAGCUCAGCAAGAUAAAAGCUGGUCAUGUGACCUUCCCUCUUUUUCCCUUGAGUCUGCAGACCAGCUAACUUUUUAUUCCUUGUUUAAACUUUUUAGGAUUGUUUGGGGGUUUUUCUGAUCCUGUUUCGUUUUGAGACCAGAGAAAUAUUAAAAUUAUACAUUUAUUCUUCUGAGAAAACAACUAUCUGGACUUUCUCUUAUUUUGCUAUAAUCUCAGCAGGAAAAGACUCCAUUUCUUGAGAGAAAGAGCUGGGAGA
Eublepharis macularius is the source of this 3365-nucleotide messenger RNA. It is a transcript of the gene CHD1L, whose product is annotated as chromodomain helicase DNA binding protein 1 like. The record is from RefSeq and is a predicted model, not a curated record. Gene Ontology annotation, biological process: chromatin remodeling; DNA repair. Gene Ontology annotation, molecular function: ATP-dependent chromatin remodeler activity; DNA helicase activity; ATP binding. The coding region runs from base 102 to 2846 and encodes 914 amino acids. The transcript is spliced from 22 exons. Lineage: Eukaryota; Metazoa; Chordata; Lepidosauria; Squamata; Eublepharidae. Gene Ontology annotation, cellular component: nucleus.